Suillus clintonianus is the source of this 433-nucleotide messenger RNA. RefSeq lists its product as uncharacterized. NCBI's taxonomy places the organism in Eukaryota, Fungi, Basidiomycota, Agaricomycetes, Boletales, Suillaceae. The record is from RefSeq and is a predicted model, not a curated record. The transcript is spliced from 2 exons. The coding region runs from base 98 to 430 and encodes 110 amino acids.
UAGGGAUGUCAAUGGCAGAAUUGGGUUCUGCAGCGCCAACAUCUGGAGGCGUGAGUCUGUUUUGUCUUCGUUGACGUGGUAUUCUCGAGUGACGUGGAUGUACUACAGCUAUACUUCUGGACACAUUCCUUGUCAUCUCCGUGGUGUAGAAACUUGCUUGCCUGGAUUGUUGGCUGUAAGACUUUAUGGUGAUUUUAACGAGCAGAAGUAUAAUGACCUGAUAACAGAUUCAAACACCGUUGGGACCAUAGCAUCUGUCGCAUCUAUCGAUUGGGGAUGUGCAGUGCAAGUCAUGGCUGCAGUAUCCAUCGGCUCAGGCCAAACUUUCACCGCAACGAGUGCGCAAACUUUGUGCGUAAUUCAAGACACCGAACCAGUCAAUCAACCUGCUCAUUAUGUCGAAUAUCUAGCGCAGUCUAUGUUGCAAUAGUCC